GCACCGAAAUUUCGCUCGUGGUGUCCACGCCCGUGGCUCUCGUGUCCCGCCGGCACGAUCUGCGAUCGAUUAAAAUCGCGAAAUAUCGUGGAGUGCUAGCGAAAGGAAAUAAUAACAGUAAUUUUGUGGUGGAAAAAAAAGUGAGGGAAAAGGUUCUUCGUUAUCGAAGAUGAGAAUGAAGAUCUCGUGGCUUCCGGCGUUGAUAUUCUGCGCGACCUUGGCCCUGGUGGCCGCUAAUCUGGAUCUCGGACCGAUCAUCAAGUCCGCGCUGUGCCAAUCGAUGUGCCUGAAACGUUAUGUGAAAGACGGCGGCGCCUGCAAAGACGAUUUAUUCCUCGAAUAUGGAAAUUGUGGAAAGUGCAGGGCCACUUGCCAAGUCAUGGAGUCUAUGUUGAUCGCAAAAAAAGAUCGACAAUACUACACGCACAUAUCAAAAUAUGAAAUAGAUGAAGCUGUCCGAACCGCAGCCACAUUUUUUCAGAGACUUGAAAUGGAUGAAGAGAAAUACGAGCCGACCAAAUUACUGGCUCCUGAGAAUAGCAAAAGCAUCCAUCUGAACGACUAUGAUGUUGCUGUGUCAUUGAGAAAGAAUACGGACGGAACAUGGAGAAGAGGAGGGUAUUACUACGCAAAACAGGAGCAUACGGCGAUAUUGGCCAGCUGGAUUAUCGUCGUCGCGGAAGACAGCACAGUCAAACACUACAGUUGGAAAAACUGGAAGCCAACACUGCAAUCGCUCAAUGCCGACGGUCCUCUCUAUCAGGCCUUUAUUACGUGGCAGGACUGGCAAAUUCAGUUAAAGAAUCAAGAAAAAACCUCUUCCUCAACAUUUUCUAAGAACUCCAUUGUGAUCUGGACAGAUUAUGAGAUAGAACAACCGUCCUUCGUCAUUACCUGGCAGCAAGAGACGGGAGACGGUAUUAUGGGCAACCAGGUGACAGAUGGCGACGCGGCACAGAUUUCCUUGCCAUGCAACAACAGAUAUUUGGUCAGAGUGGCCUCCGAUGACGGCCCUGGUAGCUACCCGAUCGUCGUCGAUACUGGGAUCUGCGAGAACCCUGAGACAUCGAUCCAGACCCAAAUCCACGAAGAACAAAGAUUAAUUACCAUAACUGUUAUGUUGUCGCUGAUCUUGUUUGUUUCGCUUGUUCUAUGUUUAUAUUUAAGUUGCCGAAAGAGUGGAAAAGAGAGCAAGACGGAGGCGGGGUGCUUGAUGAACGCACAAAAAGAAUCUAUGAUGGGAAAACUGAAAAAGUUACUGAAAAAACUGGCGCAUCAACAUUUGAACGUUAACGCGAAUGUGAAAGCGCAGGACGUGAAUGCGAGCACGCCAGAAGUGAGGGUGGUCUAAACCAUUGAGUAGCACGAAGACAUUCAGUGAUUUAGAAAACUUAGGCACUCCUCUAGAAAAUUUGCUGGGGUUUUUCCUUCUCGCUUAACUUAGCGAGCACAACUCAGGGACUUUAUUUACUCUCAUAAGAGAGCGUGGUCUUCCGCUUUCGACAGUGCGCGGAAUGAAAGGCGAUUCUCGCGUUUCUCUGUCACGAAGGCAAACGAAUUAUCUCAAUAUUCACGCACAUUAUUUACAUUAGAUCGUAUUUAUCAGACAUUUAACGAUGAAGACUUUCAAAGAAAUCCUUUACCUCACAAGAAUAGCCAAGAUAUAAAUAUA
Molecule: messenger RNA, 1672 nt
Organism: Vollenhovia emeryi
Lineage: Eukaryota; Metazoa; Arthropoda; Insecta; Hymenoptera; Formicidae
Exons: 5
Coding region: 170-1351 (393 amino acids)
Source: RefSeq, a predicted model, not a curated record